Molecule: messenger RNA, 1446 nt
Organism: Adineta ricciae
Lineage: Eukaryota; Metazoa; Rotifera; Eurotatoria; Adinetida; Adinetidae
Source: the annotation of a GenBank genome assembly
AUGGCUGCAUGUAGUACACCUGCAGAUAAAUGUGUUGCUUGUAUACUGCAAUCAAAUGAAGAAAAAGCAAAGCCAGGCAUUGUACAGUGCGCAGGGUGUCAGAAAUCGUUUUGUGUUAACCAUUUUGUCGAACAUCGAAAGGUAUUAUCGGAUAAACUCGAUGGUAUUAGUAUGCAACGAGAUAGCGCACGAGCAUGUAUUGAAGAAAUGUCGGAGCAAAUUCCCGCGAAGACCUUCAAGCCGAUCGAAGAUUGGAAAAAAGAGAUGUUACAGACAGUGGAAGAUACGGCUAAUACUGCGAAACGGAAAUUUCAAGAUUUGGUCAUUGAUGAUCUAGAACAGCAAUGCAAAGAGUUGACCGAUGAAAUCAAUUCUUUUCGAAACAAUGAUAAUUAUUUUGAAACGGAUUUAAGAAAACUUCAAUCUAAAGCGGAACUUCUCAACCAGGACUUAUCAGAUUUAGCGUCUUUUAGACGCAUUCGGUUAGCGUUGCCAUCGCUCGACUCUUCAAAUAUGGUGCAAAUGAAAUUGCCUGAAAUAGAAGCAGUUACUAAAGACAAGAGCGAGACCAACGACGAUUCUGAUACAGAUGAGUACUAUUCAGUCAUUCAACAAUUCCUGGAAAAAUAUAAACCAUCCGUGAGCAUGGAAGUAAACGGCAGGGGUUAUAUUUGUGCCUCUUCCACAAUGCUAAUCCAAAAUGAAUGGAACAGCAUAACGAGACAUGUUUUUCAUAGGGAAUCCACGUCAUCCUUUGCCUGCAACUCUUCUUCAUCACCACUUCAAUUGAAAUGGUCUGAAUGGCUCCAACAAUUCAUCAUCUUAGAUGCUUCUAAUAUUAUGGUUGCUGAUGCAUUAGAAAAGGUGUGCAAGACUGUGUUGACAACUGCAAAUCAACGAUUCAAAUAUUUAUCAUCCUGGAAAUCGAAAUGCGUUGUCGUUGAUGCAGCAAAUCGUGUGUUUGUCUAUCAGAUGAAGAAUGAUUUUGCGGAAUGGUAUCUUCUUUAUUGUUGGUCGCCACCCACUUCCUGUGCACCGUCGGAAGAUAUUACAGCUAUCAGUAUCAAUGGAACGUAUAUUGCGUUGGCUAUUAAACGUGAAGAGCGGUAUCGUUUUGUAUUGCACAACUAUGAAUUGAAACGCUGUGCGACUAUUCAUCUAAAUCAUCCCUGCACAUCUAUUCAGGCGCUGCCCAGUAACAAAUGGCUUUUGUACGAUUCAACGCAGACAACGUAUCGUAUUGUGGAUACUGAAAAAACCGUCCAGAACGAACCAUACCUAACGUCGUUAGCAAUUGCUGAAUGUCAGGUCACAUGUGAAAAAGAUGGCAAACUACUGGUAGUUCUUGUAAAGAAGCCACAACAACACCAACAAGAAAAUUUUAGCACGUUUAGAAGUCGUCAAUCAGAAAAGAACGAAGUGAAGAUCUAUGACUACCAAUUAUGA